CGAAGUGAGAAAAAGAAAUAUAAUCUAACAGGGUGGAGAAAACAUGAUGGAGAGCAGACUUAUCUCAGCUUUCAGAAAAACUAAAAACAUAGUUAAUCAAAUUUCCUCAAAUUCAAGAUUAUCAACAUCAGGGCUUUGCAUUUCCAAUGAGCCCUCCUUGCUGAUCCACUCAAAAACUUACUCUUCUUUUUCUUCUAAUCUUAUUCCUGCAAGCCAAACCAGCAUUAUCAGAAGCUUGAGUAACUUGGGAUUCAAAGCAUUUCGUCGUCAUUAUCCUAAUCAUAAGGGUUUCUGCAGACGAUCCUUUAGGAAUUUAUCCACUGCAGCAGCUGCGUCUACAGAAAAGAAGGAUGGUUUGAGGCUCCUUGUAACUGCUGGGCCUCGUGCCCAAAAGUUGGUUGGGAUAUGGCUUUUUGGAUCUGCUGCUUGGGUCUUCAGUAUGGUGGUGCUUGGCGGUAUGACACGAUUAACCAGAUCGGGGCUUUCAAUGACUGACUGGAAAUUCACUGGGAGGCUUCCUCCUCUAACAGAUGAAGAUUGGCUGGUUGAAUUUGAGAAAUAUAAACAGUCACCUGAAUAUAAACGUGUAAACAAAGGGAUGAGUAUUGAUGAUUUCAAGUUCAUUUAUUGGAUGGAGUAUGCACAUCGAAUGUGGGGAAGAGCACUGGGUAUCAUGUUUGCUCUGCCAUUCUCUUACUUUCUUCGCAAGGGUUAUAUUACUCUACAACUUGGACUUAGAUUAUCUGGGUUAUUUGCUCUUGGUGCCGGGCAGGGACUAAUAGGUUGGUGGAUGGUUAAAAGUGGUUUAGAGGCCCCUGAAUCGGAAUAUGCUGAACCAAGAGUCAGCCCUUACCGCCUAGCGGCCCAUCUUACUUCAGCAUUUGUAAUUUACAGUGGGCUCUUCUGGACUGCUCUUUCAGUUGUUAUGCCUGAACCUCCUGCUGAGUCAGUAGCUUGGGUUAAGGGUGCUGCAAAAGUUAAGCGACUUGCCCUCCCUGUGAGCAUUCUUGUCGGAAUCACUGCUGUCUCAGGAGCAUUUGUUGCAGGAAAUGAUGCUGGUCGUGCCUUUAACACUUUCCCAAAGAUGGGUGAUACAUGGGUUCCAGAAGAUAUUUUCAAUAUGAAGCCUCUUCUGCGGAACUUCUUUGAGAAUACAUCAACUGUGCAGCUAGAUCAUCGUUUACUUGCCACUACGACUUUAGCAGCAAUUGGUGGCUUAUGGUUCUCAACUCGGAACCUGGACCUGCAUCCGGCCAUACGCUCCUUGAUCGGAAGUAUAGUAGGCAUGGCUGCUCUCCAGGUCACUUUGGGGGUAUCAACUCUUUUGUCAUACGUACCUGUGUCACUUGGCACAGCUCAUCAAGCUGGAGCUCUAACGCUUCUAAGUCUGAUGCUUCUGCUCAAUCACACCGUACGUCGGCCUUCAAUGUCACUUCUGAAGACUCUGCCUCCUGUUGUAAAAACAGUCACCUAGAUGAUCAUCAGGAUAAUGUGUAUUAGACGGCGGAUUAUUUUCGGCUUCCGAUAUUUAGAUUACUUAAAAAGAAACUGCAAAUGAGAGUUCUGAAUGUAGCUGUUGUAUGGAAGAAAGAUUUGGUGCAAAAUGGUGUCUCUCUUGCAUCUGCAAUUUCUGUCAUCAGUGGGAAUGCUCAUUAUUUUAGAACCAUUGUGGUCCUUCGUGCAAUGUUUUUCAUUUUUUUUC
Molecule: messenger RNA, 1702 nt
Organism: Coffea eugenioides
Lineage: Eukaryota; Viridiplantae; Streptophyta; Magnoliopsida; Gentianales; Rubiaceae
Product: cytochrome c oxidase assembly protein COX15-like
Exons: 7
Coding region: 44-1474 (476 amino acids)
Biological process (GO): heme A biosynthetic process
Cellular component (GO): mitochondrial inner membrane
Molecular function (GO): oxidoreductase activity, acting on NAD(P)H, heme protein as acceptor
Source: RefSeq, a predicted model, not a curated record